UUGGGGUGCGGUGGGUGGUAGUAGUUAUGGUGAUUGUGGCGGUUGUCGUUGAGGGUGUGGCAAUUGUAGUUCUGGUUAUGCUGGUGGUAGUUGUGGCUGUUAUGGUUGCGGUCAUGGUCGUGGCUGUGGUUGUGGUCAUGGUCAUGGUCAUGGUCGUGGUUGUGGUCACGGUCGUGGUUGUUGUUGUUGUUGUGGUCAUGGUCGUUGUUGUGGUUGUGGUCAUGGUCGUGGUUGUGGUUGUGGUCAUGAUCGUGGUUGCGGUUGUGGUCAUAGUCAUGGUCGUGGUUGUGGUUGUGGUUGCGGUUGUGGUCAUGGUCGUGGUUGUGGUUGUGGUUGUGGUCGUCAUUGUUAUCAUCAUCGUUGUUGUGGUUGCGGUUGUGGUUAUUGAAGGUGAGUUGCAUCUCUGUAUUGACUACAGAGGGCUGAAUGUUGUCACUAUUAAGAAUGUUGAACCUCUACCACGAAUUGACAACUUGCUAGACCAGUUGCAGGGCUAUAAGUUUUUUAGUAAUAUUGAUCUGAAGUCAGGGUACCAUCAGAUCGAGGUGGAACCCACGGAUCAACAUAAGACCGCAUUCCGCACGAGGUACAUACUCCUUUUGGAUAAGGCUGGCCGUGUGCGAUGGCGGGCAACAGGAAUGGCCUCCUCAGAGGAGCUAUCAUGGAUGAUGCACUGCACCCGGUCGUUGCUUCGGGAGUCAAGUGAGGCAAAGAGGUGAAACUUCCGUUAAACCUCAAGUGAAGCAAAGAGGAAGAAACACAUGCGUGACUUGCGUGUGUGACACAAGAAAACUUGCCUGUGUGACGUGGAUAUUAUUGAUACUAAUGCCACGCAGGUAAGCGCUGAUAUGCGAUUACUGCAGAAGCAUUCGAUUAAUGCCUCUGCUUCUGCCACAUGGCAGUGGAUGAUGCUCGCUAGUCACAACGGCAGCUAGAGGUGCUCGCUACUGUCUUUGCCCGAGUAGAAUGCCCGGUCAUUAUCACUGUAUCUGGACUGAAAGUUGUCCCUCAUACAGCAUAUGAUGACUGGGUGUUCUAUUCGGGUGAAGACGGUAGUCAAGGAAGCCAAUGGCCAGUGGUCACCAAGGAUAACCAGGUUGGUUCUGUCUGUCAUUCUUGGCCCUCCUGCCAGAUGUCAGGCGGCCGCAGAGAUAAAAGCCUGGCAGGUUGACAGCUGUCAUUUCGCCAGCUGUUGCAUGCAGGAGUGUGCGUCAGGCAGAAACGAGCACUGAAUCUUGUGAUGGAUCUGACAUCUGACACCUCUACACACUGCCAGCAGUGCAAGAACUCCACAUCUUUCUCCUGGUGUUUUGAUCCUGGGCAUAUGAUGCACGCCGUGUGUGUGAAACCGAGAGUCAGGGCAUGCACACACUAGCACUAGCACUUUCCUAAAUGUAUCGGACUGCAAUUACAGUAGCACCUGGAUGCAUCUGACUGCAAUCAGGUCCAGAGCUCAGUUGAAAAAUCUCCUUUUGUGAGUUUACGCCCUCAGUAUUGACGAGGAAAGUGACUCAUGAUCUUAGAUAUGGCUAACCUAUCUGUGGGGAGGGGCAGCAACCCCACCAGAGUUAAAACCGUGUGUGCGACCAGAUUCAUGCCUCUGGACCAUGUGGGCGACCAGACUCAUGCCUCUGGAGCAGCAACAUAGCACCUGUGUGUGCUGGCCCCAUGGUCUCCUUCGCACUUGUACUUAUGCCACUUGCCAAGAAGGAAUUUGCCCGGAGUUAAAUAUGCCUUGAACUCAGGACUCCCUCUCCUCUGGCUAUGAAUGGUCUGUGCAUCUAACCGUUGACAUGAACAGAUCAUCAGUUUGAAUCGUAAUGGAGUCAGAUGGAUAAUGUAUGACAAUGCUAGGAGCCACCCCCUUCUGAACAGGAAGACAAAAGAAAAGCCCCAACCUCAGGGAUGACUCCCCUGUUUGUGCUGCUACGGGAACUCUUUUGUUUGUUUGUUUGCCCGAAGUAUUGCUCCAAUCUAUUGGCGAGGAGGCACACCUGCUUGAAGCUUCUAACAGAAUUCAGUGUUAGUUGCAUGGUGAUCUAAUCGAUGUUGUCAUCCUCCUGUCUUCCCCACUCCUCCGCUCCCAGAAUAGAAUGAGGGCAGGCCUAGAGAAGUAUUUUUAAAAAUUUUGUGCGUUGGCAGGGGGGAGCGGGAAGAGUGAGAUAAGGGAGGUGGGUGGGGAAACAGCACAGAUAAGAUAACUGUUCCUUUGCCAGCCUGCUUGUGUGUGAUGCCGGAUUUUCAGGACAUUGGGAUGCAGAGGCUGGCGUGGGCACAGCUCAAAGUUGAAGUCAAACUGUGCUUGGUUUGGAUGAGCACUGUUGAAAGUCGUUCUGUGCAAGGCUGGGACCAGUUUGACUUUGCAAAGUCUGACUUUCUGGAGUUUAUUUCGAGUGCCGAAGACCUUCAGACAGUUGGCAUCAACAACGCUUGUGCGGAGGCGCACUGCACUUCUUUGGAAAGUAGCCAACUUGAUUUCUUUGGGAAGUAGUUGCCAACUUUGUAAUUUUUUUCAUUUCUUUUACGGACUUGAUUUCUUCG
Chara braunii is the source of this 2541-nucleotide messenger RNA. The record is from the annotation of a GenBank genome assembly. Lineage: Eukaryota; Viridiplantae; Streptophyta; Charophyceae; Charales; Characeae.